Daldinia loculata is the source of this 1894-nucleotide messenger RNA. RefSeq names its product glycosyltransferase family 4 protein. The record is from RefSeq and is a predicted model, not a curated record. The transcript is spliced from 2 exons. Gene Ontology annotation, biological process: GPI anchor biosynthetic process. NCBI's taxonomy places the organism in Eukaryota, Fungi, Ascomycota, Sordariomycetes, Xylariales, Hypoxylaceae. The annotation marks the transcript as partial. Gene Ontology annotation, cellular component: glycosylphosphatidylinositol-N-acetylglucosaminyltransferase (GPI-GnT) complex. Gene Ontology annotation, molecular function: phosphatidylinositol N-acetylglucosaminyltransferase activity.
CUAGGAUCUACCUACCUAUCUAUUACAACCCCGGAUUUCCAAUUAGCCAAUCCUAACCACCUCGACACUGAAAUCAUUAACCAUACGGUAAAACGUUUCAUCAUUUGUCUAUUGAUACAUAUAUCGAAUGACUUGAUCGUAAUAGUACGGCAAUUCUUAACAUUUUCCCAUCGCGGAAGUUCUUGACAAUUCUCGAAUAUGACACGAACUUCUUUCCAACGAUCCGCUCGUCACCCGCCACGAUGCCGCACCGAACCUAUAAUAUCGCCAUGGUUAGCGACUUCUUCUUCCCCCAGCCGGGAGGUGUCGAGAGUCACAUCUACCAGCUUGCCUCCAAGUUAAUCGACCGAGGUCACAAGGUCAUCGUGAUAACUCAUGCUUAUGACGACCGGAAAGGAGUUCGCUACCUUACAAACGGCAUCAAGGUCUUCCACGUCCCCUUCGCCGUCAUUUACCGAUCUGCCACCUUUCCCACAGUCUUCUCCUUCUUUCCCCUCUUCCGGAACAUCAUCCUUCGCGAAAAAAUCCAGAUUGUUCACGGUCAUGCCAGCUUGAGCACCCUAUGCCAGGAGGCAAUGCUACACGCUAGGACCAUGGGCCUACGAACCGUCUUUACCGAUCAUUCCUUGUUUGGCUUCGCUGAUGCGGCAAGCAUCUUGACUAAUAAACUGCUCAAGUUCACACUCAGCGAUGUCGACCACGUAAUAUGCGUCAGUAAUACAUGCAAGGAGAACACAGUUCUUAGGGCGGCCCUAGAUCCUCUCAUGGUCUCCGUCAUUCCGAAUGCUCUCGUCUCCGAAAAUUUCAAGCCCCUGCCCCGUCCAGACCUACAUAGCCUACCAUUCGUCCAACAUCCUCUGCCGGCGCACCCCCUCGGACCCAACGACACCCUGACUAUCGUUGUUAUUAGUCGUCUAUUUUACAACAAGGGCACAGAUCUCCUCAUAGCAGCCAUCCCUCGAAUUCUAGAGAACCAUCCGAAUACGCGCUUCAUCAUCGCCGGCUCGGGACCAAAGGCUAUCGAACUAGAGCAGAUGAUCGAACAGAACGUGCUGCAGGACAAGAUCGAGAUGUUGGGGCCCGUGCGGCACGAAAAUGUACGCGACGUGAUGGUGAGGGGUCACGUCUACCUACACCCCAGUCUAACAGAAGCAUUUGGGACAGUCAUCGUCGAAGCCGCCAGCUGCGGUUUAUAUGUCGUAUGUACGGCUGUCGGAGGCAUUCCCGAGGUACUUCCCUCACACAUGACAGUAUUCGCGAAGCCCGAGGAGGAUGACCUAGUAACCGCAACAGGGAGGGCUAUUGCGGCUCUCCGUGCGAAUAAAGUCCGCACGGAGAAGUUCCACGACCAGGUCAAAGCCAUGUACUCAUGGACCAACGUUGCGAAGCGCACCGAACGCGUCUAUCAAGGCAUCUCGGGGGAUGUCAGCGAGGCCGAGUUUUACGGCUUCGAUGUUAAUCAUGACCCACAUUGGCAUGCCACACGCGGGCGCAACUUUUCUCUGAUUGACCGGCUCAAGCGCUACUACGGUUGCGGUGUCUGGGCUGGCAAGCUGUUCUGCCUGUGCGUCAUCAUUGACUACCUGAUAUUUGUGUUUUGUGAGUGGUUCUGGCCCAGGGACCGGAUCGAUUUCGCGCGGGAUUGGCCGCGAAAGAAGUUUGAAGGCGAUGACGAUGAUUAGGGUUAUGACGUGUAAAAGCCGUGCAGAGACGGAUUUAUUUAUGUAUUCGAACAUAAGGUUAACUACCUAAUUCCAGGUCGGGCGGAGAUAUUAGCAGCAAAUAGAGAUACCCAUUGCUUAGAUGUUGACGCAGUUUAUGUUAUACGCGCCGACCCUACCUACCACAUAGUUGCGAAUAAAGAGCAAUGCCAUUGGAUAAUAUAACUCUUCAA